Messenger RNA from Paraglomus brasilianum, 1431 nucleotides. Lineage: Eukaryota; Fungi; Glomeromycota; Glomeromycetes; Paraglomerales; Paraglomeraceae. The record is from the annotation of a GenBank genome assembly.
AUGCUCAAAAAACGUACAAAAUAUGAGGAUCUAUGGAGUAGUGUCUUAGCCAAUAAAGAGAAUAUACGAAAGUCAAAUGUAGAAAAAGAGAAAGGAAAAUUGCUCGGAGCGACGAAGGGGCAACCAGCAGUGAGGCAGUACUUUGAGUGCACGAACUUGCAGGCAUUGAGCAGGCGAGAAUUAUGGGGGAAUCCGAGUGGGAAAUGGAAUGGAUCUAAAAGAUGGUGUGCAUCGACAAAGUUUUAUAUCAAAGAUUUGAUGAGCUACGAUACUGACGUAUAUAAAUUUAUGGGCCAGUGUGGAUACAUUACCCCAUUUGUUUGUGCAUUUAGUCACUCCGCACGUGGAGGAAAAUAUAUAGCUGUCGGAGAUGAAGAAGGAGGAAUCGGAUUUAUUGAUUCUAGGAAGGACAACAAGAUUGAGCUCGAGAGUGCGCGUAAGCAAUUUGUGGCUCAUGAUAAUGCGAUCUUUGAUUUACAGUGGAGUCGCGAUGAUAGUACUAUUAUCAGUGCGUCGGGAGAUCAGACAGCACGCUUGUGGGACGUAGAGAAACAGAAGUGCAAAGCCGUACUUCGUGGACAUAGCUGUAGUAUUAAAGUGGUAGCGUAUAAUCACAAAGACACAAACGUGUGGGCAACAGCCUCGAGAGAUGGUAAUAUAUUUAUAUGGGAUGUCAGAACAUCAGGAAGCGCGGAAAAGGCUGGAGCAAGACAUGUAAGACCAACAGUCGGUAUUAUAUCUGCACACGGGCAGCAAAAUAACUCAAAGUCUGUUACUAAAACCAAAGCUCGGUCAUCUGCAGGGCCAAUAAGAAGUAAUCCCACAAGCAGUGUGACGGGAGUUCAGUGGUUGAGGCAUUUUGAUUAUUUACUAGCAUCAUCUGGUGCUCUGGAUGGUAUAAUUAAAUACUGGGACAUUAGGAAACUUUCUCCUCAUAGAGGAACUCCAGAGCCAUUAACAACGUCUGUAGAUGGAUCGACAUCGAAGAGACCACAUGGUGUUUCCACCCUUUUGUUAGAUCACACAGGAACGCGUCUCUUUGCAAAUAGUACGGACAACCACAUAUACAUGUAUGACGCAAUCCGUCUCGGUCCUCCGCUUUCUCGUUUCACUCAUCCCGCCUACCGUUGUUCAUCGUUCUAUGUGAGGAUGAGCAUAUCUCCUGAUGGUCGGUUUCUUGUCAGUGGAUCGAGUGAUAAAAGGAUGUAUAUAUGGGAGAUGGAUGCGCCGGGAGAGAAGCCAGUAAUAUUGAAAGGACAUGAAAACGAAGUUUCGAGUGUCAAUUGGUGUAAAACGGAUUUGGGUUUGUUGGCUUCUGUAUCAGAUGAUACUAGUCUGAGACUUUGGAGAGUACAACAAUCAAUGUCAGAACAAUGUCGACAGAACCCAAAUCUGUUAGAUCAGCAUUGGGGAGUAGUGGUUGAUUCUUGA